Messenger RNA from Vicia villosa (hairy vetch), 2234 nucleotides. RefSeq lists its product as uncharacterized. The record is from RefSeq and is a predicted model, not a curated record. The coding region runs from base 500 to 1666 and encodes 388 amino acids. The transcript has a single exon. Lineage: Eukaryota; Viridiplantae; Streptophyta; Magnoliopsida; Fabales; Fabaceae.
AAAAGAGAAACACAAUCCGAAUCGAAUUUAAUGAAACAUGAACAACUUAUCCAACCUAAGAAAUCCUUAAUUUAACCAAAAACCAAACAAAUUUGAUUUACACUUCUCUUACGCGCACCAAAAUCAAAUCCAAUUCCUAAAUUAAGCACAAUCAAUUCUAUCUCUUCCUUUAUAAAUUCCCAUUUUCAUCAAUCCACAAGCAUCAAUCAAUUUCUCUUCCUCUGAUGGUGCUGUGCGGUUUCAUGGCAGCAACAACUGGGUAAAGCAAAGCGACCAAAACGACACCGUUCUGAUAGGAAAACGAGAAACCAUGGAGGUAGAGAGGAUGAAACUGUUAAUGCUCCUUUCUUUUAGAAAGCAGAGUAAGCGUGUUGCUCUUGUGGGUGGAAACCACACCGCUUCAAGGUUCUGCACUCGCUAAAUUUCGCAACUUUUUUCACUUGUUUCUUCAUUUUCUCUUAUCUGCAUCUGGGUCCUCUUCGUUUUUAGCUUAACAAAAAUGGGUAAGCAGUUACUGCAAGGUGGAAGAGUUGGUUUUAAUUCUGGUCCUUUCUUGGUGAUUAAGGUUACUGAUGCAAGGUUUUUACGUAUUGUGUCACGGUCUUUGUUUUUGUCUUUGGUUCUUGUUGCAUUUCCUGUCUUGAGGUUCUUACUGAAAGGGUCAGUUUUGACUGGAUUCGAUGCUACUGCUGUUACUGCUUCAACUUCUGUGUCCAUCAAUGUUGACGUUUUGAAUUCCUUUCUUCAUGAUUUGGGUGAUGAGGGUCUUCUUAAAAAGGAGGAUAAGGCUCUUAUUAUGAGCCCUCCACGUGGUUUUGAAGGUGGUGAUUCUUUGUUGAAUUGGAACAGUGAGGUUGAUGUGGUUAUGCAUCAUGAGUCUUAUGAUUUUGUGUUCACCCGAAGCUUUGAAGAUGCGGUUUCUGCUGACAGUGUUCUUAAAGUUAAUGGCAUUGUAGCUUUUCCUUUGAGUGUUGAUGACUACUCAUCAAAUGCUGGUUUUAGAAAACAAUCUAAUUAUAGAGUUGUGUAUCUUAGGCGAUAUGAUUCUAUUUUUGUAGCAUUGAGGAAAGUCGGUGUGGAAAAUAGCUUGGCGGAUUCAUCGCCUAAGAGGAGGCUCUGUCAGUUUGCAUCAGUGGCUAAGGCAACUGCUUUAAGGGGUCUCGAAGACGUGCUCCUUGAGCCACCAAGACAGGGUUCUGCCAAAGCAAACAAGAACUUGAAGAUCAUAUACCUGCCUGAGUUGUUGGGCGAUUCUUUUGAUGGUUAUAAGCGAAGAGUGUUUGUUGGUGUGGGUUUGCAUGAGGAAAACAAAGCAGCUAUUGAAUGGUUUGAGAGAAACUACCCAAAGAAGGGUACCAAAUUUCAAAUUCACAGUUUACAGAUUACAUCAGAAGAGCCGGAUGUGCCCCAAACUGAUGUUUCUGCUUGGUUGUCUAAACAUGUGAAAGAGGAUGAGUAUGUUGUGAUGAAGGCUGAAGCGGAUGUGGUGGAGGAAAUGAUGAGGAAAAAUACAAUUUGCUUGGUGGAUGAAUUGUUCCUCCAAUGUAACAAUGAGUGGUGGCAGAAUGAGAAGAGAAAGAAGAUUGGUAGAGCAUAUUGGGAGUGCUUGGCUUUGUAUGGAAGGCUGAGGGAUGAGGGAGUUGCAGUACACCAAUGGUGGGACUGAAUAAAUUAGUGUUAGUUAUCCUGUGUUGCUAUGAUAUGCUUUGUAGCUUUUACACACUUGGCUUCUCUGUAAUCUGGUUUGAUUUGUUUCUAGUUUUUAAGAAUGUCUAGGGAGAACUGAGUAUGCCAUUGAUGCAACCUAAUUGUAUAUUUUUUUUUCCACAAUGCUAACUGUAUCGAUGAUGGUAUUAUGAUGCAAAUGAAUUGAUUGUGUUUCCUCUAGUUCUCUGCUGUUCUUUUUUCUGCCAUUGUACACAGUUGUUCUUCUCAUGAAUUAAUGCACAGAGAAAAGUGUCUAAUUUAAUUAACAUUUGAGAUCUGAAUAAAGCUUAGUAGUUUGCAACUCAACAGUAGAUUUUCUUGUAUAUGGGUAGUUAUAUUACCUACACCUUUAACUCUGAAUGAGACAUCGGAGAAACCUUGAAAAGUUCUGAUCGAUCAAAGAUACUCAUGUGAUAACCGAGAAAUGUGUGAAUAGGAAUGCAAACAUAAUAUUAUCACCAUGCAAAAACAUUACCUUGAAGGACAAUAUUUAUUGCCCUUGUCAUGCUUCAAUUAUGGUGGAGAUU